Drosophila pseudoobscura is the source of this 744-nucleotide messenger RNA. RefSeq lists its product as uncharacterized. The record is from RefSeq and is a predicted model, not a curated record. The coding region runs from base 220 to 513 and encodes 97 amino acids. Lineage: Eukaryota; Metazoa; Arthropoda; Insecta; Diptera; Drosophilidae. The transcript has 3 exons.
AGGAGAUCCUAGGACCUAUUGCCUCACUUUUGUACAAAACUAUUAGAACAGUAGGUAUAGCAUUCAAAUUCUUGUAGAGUGUCACAGAGGGAGAGCAGACGAAGCAGCAGGCAGGCCCAGGCACUACAGUCGGAUUUGACAAAUCAGUUCCAUUCGGAAUUUCGUCAGAAGAAUAUAUUUUUCCAAGUAAGAAGUCAGCAGAGUUUAGCAGAUCACACAAUGUCCGACCAGAAUAAAUUACAACCUGACAAUGAUCCAGAAUACGAGGAGCUCCUCAAGUACUUUAAGAGCAAUAACCUCAUUUCCGAUUCACCCUCCGUUACGGUCCGUCCCGGAAGGGUCAAGAUCACAGCCGACGGUGUGGUGAUCGUUGACCAAGGUACUAAUAUGCGACGUCGCAACCUCAAGGCCGUGCUCACUCUGCCCGACCUGAAGGAGCGCGCUUCUUAUUCGUCUCACAAGUGGCUGUACGAGCUGUCCUUGAAGCUGGCCGAGGACCCGCCCAGCCCGUAAGUAUAUGCUGGAAUACGGCUGACGGUCUUGGCGACCCGCCAGAGAUCAAAAGACACAAGACGGUCAAGCAGAACAUGCCAUCAUUUUAUCAAAAUUAGACUGUUUUAUUUGUUAUAUCACACACACACUUUAACAAACCCAAAAUGGCAAUAGUUGUAUGUGUUAUGUGCCGCUCAAAUUUAUUUCAAAUAUAAUACCCACGAGUCCACGGGGAAGUUUCGCCAUCCACCA